AUGUUUCGGUUUUUCAAAGUUUUGCACGAAUUUAUAGUCGCUUUAGUGGUUGCUGAUAGCUGGGAAGAUGCCGACGCGGAUCCAGUCAAAGAGCUCAUGGAAAAGGUUGAAAAGGUGAAACUUCUUCAACGACAGGAGGAGAAAAAAGAAGCGUACUUUGAGAAAGUGAAAGCGGAGGAAAGCAUCAAUCCAACUCCAAAAAUAAAAACGGAAGAAGGACUUGGACCAUGUGUUGAGGAACCUAAACGAGUUUUUCUUCGGCGACCGAAAGAUGGUUUUUCCAAUGAAAAUGUCAUCGAAGCGUCACCGCCAGCAGCUACAUCAUCGGAAAGUCACCAAGCUCCACGCGGUCGAUCACAUCAGAAAUCCCAUCAACAGGAGCCGAAGCAACCAGCCCAGACAUAUGAGGAACGGCAAGCAGCCUAUCAAGCGGCUAGAAACCGUAUUUUAGGGUCGGAAUACAAACCGGAUAAUCAAGAAAUAAAAGAAAUCAAAUUUAUCGACCGGUCCAAGUCUCCUGAAACACUCAAAAUGACCCAACAAAAUAUGGUUGAACACUAUGGCGAAGAGCUUAGUCGUGAGUUGAUGCACCAACCUGAGAUGCCUCCUGCUGAUGUUAUAUUGCUUCCAGACUUCUCGCAACCUCCUCCAUGUAUUAGUCAACAGAAUGGAAUGUUCAAUGCCCCGCCUGGAUUUCAGCAACGACAAACAAACUUCCAACAUAAUUUUCCACAAAAUACUCAGUUCAUAGAUGGGCAAUAUUUUAUGCAGAAUGAGCAAAUGCAAGUGCCGUACUCUUCUCAGUUCCAAGGGAACCAGUAUAUGCCACAAGACCCGUCCUCGGUUCCUCAAAAUAGUUUCAUGGAUGGCCACAACGAGCAGGCAUUCUAUUACUCUCCACCGCCACCAACACCACAGCAAAUGGCCUACAUGCAACGGAAUACGGCGUACCCUCCCCCUAAUUUUCAAUCGCAAGGACAAUCGAAUCAACACAUGGUGAAUCAGAUGCACCAUCCUCCGAUGCUUCAACAGCAGCAACAGUCCCAAGCGACCGGUCAAAUGUCGAAUCCGUAUCAAAUGAAAAACGGAACAUCUCGUGGCUACAAUUGCUCUAUGGGACAAAACCGGCAACCAAUGAUGUAUCCUGUAAGCACAGGGGCCUCUAUAAACGUUCCCAACGCACCUUAUAUGGCACAAUGUCCUCCUAACUCUGCCCAAAACUAUUCGAAUAGAAAUGAAAGUUAUGGUCAAAGACAGAUGCAACAAAAUGGACAAUUUGCUCAAUCUCCAAGUAAUAUGAACAAUGGAAGAAGGCAGCCGAAUAAACAAGCAAAAUCUGGACAAAACACUUCGCAGAAGUUAAACCCUGCUCAUCAACAGGUUGGACAAAACCCUGUUCCUUUUGGGUGUCCACCUCGUCAAGUGAAUGCGAUUCGAGAACAACAAGCUGGUAACAUGCCUCCAAACACUGGCGCCGGUAUCCUAGGUGCUCAUCCCAUGACAACAAACCAGUGGCCAACGCUAUCACAAACAAGGCCUCAAUAG
Caenorhabditis briggsae is the source of this 1545-nucleotide messenger RNA. RefSeq names its product Protein CBR-SZY-20 (gene Cbr-szy-20). The coding region runs from base 1 to 1545 and encodes 514 amino acids. The transcript has 6 exons. NCBI's taxonomy places the organism in Eukaryota, Metazoa, Nematoda, Chromadorea, Rhabditida, Rhabditidae. The record is from RefSeq and is a predicted model, not a curated record.